AUGUCGGCGAGUCAGACGCAAAUACAGUCGAGAGGCCAUGCGGGACAUUCCCAUGGCCACGGCCACAGUCAUGACACGGCGUACCUGACGUCGAAGAACAAGAAAGAUCCGGGGGUGAGAAUCACGAGAAUCGGACUCUUCGUCAAUGUCGGCAUGGCCAUUGGCAAGGGGGUCGGAGGAUACGUCUUCAACUCGCAGGCCCUGAUCGCGGACGGGUUCCAUGCCUUGACCGACCUGGUGUCAGACUUCAUGACCCUUGCCACCAUCUCGUGGUCCCUGAAGCCAGCUACGUCUCGGUUUCCGAGCGGUUACGGCAAGAUCGAGAGUUUAGGAGCGCUGGGGGUGAGCGGGCUGCUGCUGUUCGGUGGCAUUGGCAUGGGUCUGAAUGGCUUGGACGCUCUGUACACUCAACUGUUCCUCGAUGCCGCUACUCUUGCUGCUCAUGCACACGAACAUGGCGAGCAUUCGCAUGGGUUGUUCUCGUUCCUGGGUCACAGCCACAGUCAUGGAUCGUCCGUACCAGACAUCAAUGCUGCAUGGCUCGCUGGCGCGUCUAUCGUGAUCAAGGAGUGGCUAUAUCAAGCAACUAUGAAAGUUGCACGGGAACGAAAAUCCUCGGUCCUUGCUUCGAAUGCUGUCCACCACCGAGUCGACUCCCUGACCAGCAUCGUUGCCCUAGCCACGAUCGGAGGAGCACAUGUGUUUACGGACGCCUCAUGGCUAGAUCCCGUCGGUGGCCUGCUUAUAUCGAUGAUGGUUAUAAGAGCCGGAUGGAACAAUACUAGAGCAGCCUUGCUGGAGCUUGCAGAUGUCACGGUCGACGACGAAAUCAAGGCAUCAGUUCGCAAAGCCGCUACCCGAGCUUUGAAGGGGGACCUAGCCAAGGGCAUCCCGGCGGUCGAGUUCGGCGAUCAGGCAGAAAUCAGAGAUGUCCAGGGCGUCAAAUCGGGCCAAAACUACCUGAUGGACAUUGAACUGGCCGUGCCUAGAGACCUUACCCUAGAGCACAUGGAAGCACUCGAGCAUGCCGUGCGGGAGAGGGCUGGCACCAAAGUACGCGGCGUUCGUCGUGUGCGUGUCAAGUUUGUCCCGGUUGAGGAUACGCAUACUACGCUCGCUGGCGAUUUUAUCGACGGCGAGAUCAGUGUGAGGAGCAGCCCGGAGCCCGAGGACGAAGUUGACCAUGACCACGACCACGACCAUCAACAUGACCAUAAUCAUGAACAUGAACACGGUCACCCAAACAGCCAUGUGCACACCACAACGGAGAGCAAGAAGGAUGCUUGA
Messenger RNA from Capronia coronata CBS 617.96, 1287 nucleotides. RefSeq lists its product as uncharacterized. The transcript has 2 exons. NCBI's taxonomy places the organism in Eukaryota, Fungi, Ascomycota, Eurotiomycetes, Chaetothyriales, Herpotrichiellaceae. Bases 1 to 1287 code for a protein of 428 amino acids. Gene Ontology annotation, biological process: monoatomic cation transport; transmembrane transport. Gene Ontology annotation, molecular function: monoatomic cation transmembrane transporter activity. Gene Ontology annotation, cellular component: membrane. The record is from RefSeq and is a predicted model, not a curated record.